AUGGAAUCCUGGCAGAGGCUGGGGGACUCUCCUUUUUCUAGAGUGAACCAUCAAGCAGUGUGUUUGGGAGAAUGCAUAUAUGUAUUCGGAGGAUUUGAUUCACAGAUGCAAGAUGUAGACUAUAAUAAGAGUCAGAUAGAUACUUAUAUGUGGGACAUACGUAAAAACGAAUGGAGACAACUUCCAUACCCUCUUCUUUUCAAAUCUUGGGAUUGUACUCGUAAGACUUGGGGACCUGACCCUAUUUUGGAGCGUAAUGGAUGUAUUCAACCAAGUUUUCGAUUCGGUCAUACUGUUGUUGCUUGGCGUGGUCGUGGUUGGCUUUUUGGUGGUAGAAUGAAGCAUCAAGUAUGUCCUAAUCAAUUAUAUAUGUUCGAUCCUGGUUCACUGUCUCACUACCAGUCUACUGAAUCGUUAAAUGGUCAACAGUUGGGUUGUAAAUUCUCUACCAGAAAGUUAAGACCUGCAUGCUGGGCUGAAGUUAGAGGUAUGGUUGGCAGCAUACCAACUCCACGAGAUGGUCAUUCAGCCACUGUUUCAGAAAAUGCAAUGUUUAUAUUUGGUGGCUAUGAUAGUGUUUUUGAUAAUUACGAUAACUCAGUUUAUCGUUUGGACUUCAUUACCUGGAAUUGGACACAGAUAGAAAUUCGAGAAGAAAUAACACCUUCACUUUCAUACUUUCCCACUGAAUGCCCUAAUAUGAAUAUAGAUAAUGGUGUGAAUUUUACUGACGAAAACAGAAUAUCAACAAAUCAAACAUCGUCAUCACCAUGCUCACAAAUUCCUUUACCACGCGAUUUCGCCUGUCUUGCCAGUUAUCAAGGUCGUAUAUUUCUAUUCGGUGGUCGAAGUAAAUCUCCUGAUCAAGCAGCAGCAUAUGAUGUCUACGAUUCAGCUGUAUGGGAACUUAUUCCUCUUGUUUAUACAUCAGCUACUUCAUCGUCGAAUUCAGUAAAUAUUUUAUCAGAAAAGGAAAGAUUAAUUCCAGCCAGAUGUACUGCAUGUGAUGAAGAAAUGAUUGAUUGUUUGGGUACGACGCGGAGUCGUUUAUUUCGCAUUUUGUGGGAAGAAGAAACUGGUAAUUGGUUUGGGCCUGAGUUCUGGGCAACUUGUCCUCCUCGACCGUGUUGUUUAUGGAAAUUUCUUAAUAGUAAAGCUAAAAGGAAAUCAAAAAACAGACGUCAUAAUUACAAGUUACCUACACAAUAUCGAUCUCGUUGGUCUAGUGGUAGUGCAGUUUGGGUUGUUCGUCAUUCAGGUCAUGGUUUACAAACACCAGAAGUUUUAAUACCAGAAUUACUCAAUAAAAUCAAUGCGUCAUCAUCAUCAUCAACAGCAGCAACACUUGAUGAUGCACAAUUACCGUUUUUACAACCAUCCUUUAAAUUAAAUUCACCUUAUGGUCGUAGAAGUCCUUCACAUUGGUUAUACAACGGUAAUUUAUAUAUCGCUUUUGGAGCUAUUCGAUCUCAAACAGGUCAAGGUGUACAACUGCAUUAUCAAGAUGUCUGGCGGUUUAAUCUAUUCACGUAUAUUUGGACACAAGUAUGUACGUCAUCAUCAUCGUCAUCCAGUUUCCAAAUCCACCUGCCUUCAGCUCGUCGACGUGCUAUAGCUUGUCUACAUAUAGCUGCUCCAAAUAUCUCAUCUAACAAUGAUGAUGGUGAUAAUAAUAAUAAUAAUAAUAAUAAUAGUCUGUCAAUGAAACAAAAGCCACGUGUUUAUGUAUUCGGUGGGACACAACCAAGGGUAUUGAAUAAGAAAAUUAAUAAUUAUUCACAAUCUUUGCAUCAUAUGUCAACUACUACUACUAAUUCUACUUCUACCUCUGCUUCUUUUUAUAAUUCAUUGCCGCAUAGACGUUCACUUAAUAUAAACUGGCGUAAUAAUCGAACUCAGAAUGAAAUUCUUGGCCUACAUAAAUGCAUAGCAUUUACUGCAGUUUUAUGUAUUCAAUCCAAUUCAUCUGAUAAUGGCAAUGGCAUGAAGUGUGGUGGUGGUGGUGGUGGCGAUGGGAGUGGCGGUUCUACACCGAAUAAUGCAUCGUCAUCCUCAAACACAACCAUAACUAAAUUUCAUCUUAUAAUUAUUAUGCCACGGGAUAAUCCUCCUAUAAGAGAUAAUUUCUUUGUAUUAUCGAAUUUAUUUAUUAUUAAUUAUGAUGAAUUGUCUGUCGUUUUCAAUGACAGUAGUACCACUUCUACUACUACAGUAAUACUAGCAAUUGGUACAAUUUAUGAAGUCGAAGAACCAUAUAUAUUAGAAGAGUAUAUAUUCUCUCAGAAUUCACCUAUGGUUAUAAAACAAUAUGGUAACAGACUGACUGUAUCACCUUCAGUCAGUGCAUAUUUAAAACCGAUUAUUUAUAUCCUACUGGAAGCAAUUGAACGCACAUUACAUCAUACAUCAUGCUUGAAGUAUGCACCAUCAUCUAAUUAUUCGCUGACUAAUAAUAAUAAUAAUGUUAAUAAUAAUAAUAAACGUUUUAAUUUAUUAACUUAUAAAACAAAUUUUACAUAUUCUGAUGAUCCUCAUGCUAGUGAAGCGAUAGAAAGUAGCACUGCAACUACUCGUGUAUAUAUCGAUGUGCUUCAACUGAUGAAUCGUAUAGUCACAUGUAAUAAUAAUAAUAAUAAUAAUAAUAAUAAUAAUAGAACAAAUGAAACAGAUGACAGCAAUUUGUUAUUAUUAUCAUCAUCAUUAAUGAACACUGCCAAUAUCACAUCUCCGUCAUUUUCUAAUGCCACUGCUAUUGCUUCAUCGUCAUCACUGUCGGUUUCCUCUUCGCCUCCUUCUCGGUGUUGUUGUAAAUAUCAUACCUUAAAAUCAAUAAUCUUAUCUCAAACCAAUGAUGUCAAUCUACAAGGGACUGUUGCCUCAAUAUUAAUUGAAUAUAUCAACUCCAUUCAAAAUAUCCUUCCUUCAUUAUUAUUAGAUGGGAGUAGAACAAUAUCAUAUCAUCAUCAACAAGGGACAAGUCAUCUUUCAUGCACAAAUUCUGUUGAUGAUAAUAGAAGACAUUCAUCGAGCAUAAAUAUGAUUGAUCGUAAUUCUGGUCGACUUAUAGAAUCGUCUUCAUCAACUAAUACACCAAGAGUAUUAGAACUUGUACAAUAUAUUUGUACUGAAAGACAACGACUCAAUGAGAAUCAGUUGAGUUUAAUAAGAAAUCGUAUGCUUAGCAGUGAAAAUUUGUUCACUUUAAAUCAUUUUCGUAUACUAAAUACUGAAAAUCCUUUUGAUACUGACAACGAUAGUGAACAGUUAACAGAUUCUAAAGAUACUGAAAUUCACUUGAUACCAAAUAUCGGUGUCAUUUCAAAGGGUAUUGAAGAACUUCAAGAACUUUCUGACUGUUACGUUUUCAGUUUCGAUACUAGCCUGUAUGAUCUAUGUCUACGUAAUACAUCUGAUUCAACUCAAGAAUCUCUUUUGGCUCAGGUUCUACCAUCUGAUAUAGUAAGUGAUUUGAAGCAUUUAUAUUCACCCAACAUCAACACUAUGCGUAGAUCAAAAUUUGGAUAAUAUGGUGCAAAUCUUGACUUUCAGUCUCAGAUUUUUCACUUGUAUAAUUUGUAAACUUAUCAUCAUCUUGUUAUAUAACUGAGAUUAUAUUUAUUUUGAUGUUACAAGUUCCUGUUUUCUAAACUGCUUUAAAUAUAUAUAUAUAUGUUUAGAGUGAAACUCAUCUGCUUGUCUUCAUAAAAAUAUAUGUUUGUAGCAAUGCAAGUCUAAGGGACCAACUAGUUGUCGCAAGUAGCGUACUGUUUUGUGUGUGUGUUUGAAACCAGUUGUGUUAUGCAAAUGGUUAUUAAUUAGUCUAGCGAAUUCGGAAGUUUAGAUUGCAAACUAUACAGUAAAUUUUGUG
Trichobilharzia regenti is the source of this 3868-nucleotide messenger RNA. The record is from the annotation of a GenBank genome assembly. NCBI's taxonomy places the organism in Eukaryota, Metazoa, Platyhelminthes, Trematoda, Strigeidida, Schistosomatidae.